ACAAAAAACUAAGAGAUAUAUGGUAAAAAAAUCGAAAAAUAAAUAAAUUGAAAACCGAACUUACACGGUUACACCCUACAAGGCCGUUUUGACACAUCCCCUCUCAUUACCAUAUCAAACCCAAAUCACACACAGGAUCAGGCUGGCCAUCCUCAAAAUGGGUGGGCCGUAGUAUACCCAGAAUAUUCCCCCGAUCACUAUACACUUUCAGAGUUUCAGUUGAUAAUCGAUGUGCGCGGACUUUCCCAGAAAAACACCAACAGCUCCAUUUUAUAGCCGCCUACCAAUUUCCCCUUUCUUUUAUAAGCAACACUUUUGUAGCUACCUUACCUUUACACUUCCAUCACUCCAUUAAAAAAACAAAAAGAGGAGAGAGAAAGUAAAAGAGAUCACCAACAAACAACAAUGGCGACUACCAGUUUGGUAAAGCUAAACGCUGCGUCUUCUAAUUGGAUCGGUCAACACUCCUUCACUCAACGCACCGGAUCAUCUUCCUCCUCCUCCGUCGCCUUUCCAACUCGCCGAGUCUCCCUUCCCGUCGUCCGCGCUUCCUCUUACGUCGACGAGCUUGUUCAAACCGCUAAAACUAUUGCCUCUCCUGGACGUGGUAUCCUUGCUAUUGAUGAGUCUAAUGCAACUUGUGGAAAAAGGUUGGCGUCUAUUGGUUUAGAUAACACAGAAGCUAAUCGUCAGGCGUACAGGCAGCUUCUCCUUACGACUCCUGGCCUAGGUGAAUAUAUUUCUGGUUCCAUCCUAUUCGAGGAAACACUUUACCAGUCUACAACAAAUGGAAAGAAGUUUGUGGACUGUCUACGUGAACAAAACAUUGUACCUGGCAUCAAAGUUGACAAGGGUUUGUCUCCAUUGCCGGGGUCAAAUAAUGAAUCUUGGUGCCAAGGGUUAGAUGGUUUAGCUUCGAGAUCUGCCGAGUACUAUCAACAGGGUGCUCGUUUUGCAAAAUGGCGUACAGUUGUUAGUAUUCCAUGUGGACCUUCUGCUUUGGCUGUUAAGGAAGCUGCAUGGGGACUUGCUCGUUAUGCUGCUGUUUCUCAGGACAAUGGCCUUGUUCCCAUUGUGGAACCAGAAAUCCUUCUUGAUGGUGACCACCCAAUCGAGAGGACUCUGGAAGUUGCUGAGCGGGUGUGGGCUGAAGUCUUUUUCUACUUGGCUCAGAACAAUGUUGUUUUUGAAGGAAUCCUUCUAAAGCCAAGCAUGGUUACCCCAGGAGCUGAGCACAAAGAAAAGGCUUCUCCAGAAUCCAUUGCAAAACAUACACUUCAAAUGCUUAGGAGGAGAGUGCCUCCUGCUGUUCCUGGAAUCAUGUUCUUGUCUGGAGGUCAAUCCGAAGUAGAAGCAACCUUAAACCUUAAUGCAAUGAACCAAAGCCCCAACCCAUGGCAUGUCUCUUUCUCGUACGCUCGUGCACUACAGAACAGUGUACUUAAGACAUGGCAAGGACACCCCGAGAACGCAGAAGCUGCCCAGAAAGCUCUUUUGGUGCGUGCCAAGGCAAAUUCCCUUGCUCAACUUGGGAGGUAUUCUGCCGAAGGGGAGGAUGAAGAAGCCAAGAAGGGUAUGUUUGUCAAGGGCUACACCUACUAAGGAUAGAGUUUGGAGCUAUCUAUAAGUACCAUUGUUAGAGGUGUAUUUCAUUUUCUCCUCACUAAUUACUUGAUGUGACCGUCAAGACUGUUACAAGAGCAAGAGUAUUGUUUUAAUUAGAUCGUCACUUGCAUUUCCCCUCGUAUUGUUGUAUGGAAGUAAGAGGUGUUUGAAUGUCUGCUUGUUAUCGCCUCUACAUUGGCAUGAGAAUAGGUAAUGGAUAAAUCGGGAAUAGUGAGGUUUUUAUACCCUAUCUCUAAUUAUUUUCUUUCUUACUAAACAAGUAAGAGAUUUUGCA
Molecule: messenger RNA, 1900 nt
Organism: Chenopodium quinoa (quinoa)
Lineage: Eukaryota; Viridiplantae; Streptophyta; Magnoliopsida; Caryophyllales; Amaranthaceae
Product: fructose-bisphosphate aldolase 3, chloroplastic
Exons: 6
Coding region: 406-1602 (398 amino acids)
Biological process (GO): glycolytic process; fructose 1,6-bisphosphate metabolic process
Cellular component (GO): cytosol
Molecular function (GO): fructose-bisphosphate aldolase activity
Source: RefSeq, a predicted model, not a curated record